AUGGAUAUGUCUGACAUUAAUCUUGUUCUUGUGGCCACUCACUCGGCUUUUGUUGUACCCUACCAGAAGUAUGUGAAAAGCAUCACCAAUCAGCUACCCAUUGGGUCAAGAUUUAAAAUGAGACUCGAUAUGGAUGAUUAUCCAGAAAGAAGGUUCAGUGGUGUGGUAACUGGAAUAGGUGAUUUGGAUCACUAUAGAUGGCCUAAGUCCAAAUGGAGAUGCUUGCUGGUACACACUGCAUUUCCCUUGACAUAA
This is a messenger RNA of Ilex paraguariensis (yerba mate), 255 nucleotides long. Lineage: Eukaryota; Viridiplantae; Streptophyta; Magnoliopsida; Aquifoliales; Aquifoliaceae. The record is from the annotation of a GenBank genome assembly.